AUGGUUCUCAUGCUAAAAUUAACGGCGGUCUCUAUAAUCAUCCUGGCUAACAUCUCAUCAUUAAAAGCAACAGCGGCACUGAAAUCAUCAGCGGGCAGAACGUACAGCAAACUAACGAGGAACAACUUGACCAUCUGUUCAAACUCAUCCAACGGAACACUGGUUUUCAGCGAGGGUGGUUUGACUGUAGAGCAAGUUAGGAGCGGAAAAGUUGUCAAACAGUGCAGCAUUGUUCAAACGUUGGGCGAACUUUGUUACGCCUUUCAAACGAAUGUGAUGAAGUCCGUGAGUGUUGUUGAUGCGUACGAUGUGGAGUGCAGUCAUUUCUUCCAUGGUCUUCCUGCCAACCUGCAUGCAAGCAUCAAUGACAACUCGUGCGCUUUUUACAUGAUGGCUGAGAACCCUGUUUAUUUGAACGUUUCCUCGUGGGGGCUCGAUGAAACUUCAGGUGGUUCACAAUUCGAUUGUAAUAGUCAGAACAGAGGAGUUAACUUGUACAAGUUGGACAUGCAGAGUCACCUGCUGUAUGACUUUCAAAUCUUCGAUAUCAUUGGUUCGGUUGACAACGCAUAUAAUAUGAAAAACUAUCUAGAGAGCACACCAGCCGGGACGAUAGUUGUAGGUCGGACAUGUGACGAUGCACACCAAAACAUGGAUGUGAUAUCAACUUACUUGGAAAACAUCAACUUGGAUGUCACUAACUUGCAAUACAGGAAGAAAUGGCUGUUUGUUUGGCAGCAGGGUGCCUACGAAAAAACAAUUUCUUUUCUUGACAAUUCCGCAGUUCCUUUAACGAAACAGUUCAUUGUUUACAAUUCAGGUGUGGACAAGUCCAACUGGACAGCAGUGAAGAUGCAGCUGAUAAACUGA
Molecule: messenger RNA, 870 nt
Organism: Helobdella robusta
Lineage: Eukaryota; Metazoa; Annelida; Clitellata; Rhynchobdellida; Glossiphoniidae
Exons: 4
Coding region: 1-870 (289 amino acids)
Source: RefSeq, a predicted model, not a curated record